Bipolaris oryzae ATCC 44560 is the source of this 321-nucleotide messenger RNA. RefSeq lists its product as uncharacterized. The record is from RefSeq and is a predicted model, not a curated record. The coding region runs from base 1 to 321 and encodes 106 amino acids. The transcript is spliced from 2 exons. NCBI's taxonomy places the organism in Eukaryota, Fungi, Ascomycota, Dothideomycetes, Pleosporales, Pleosporaceae.
AUGUGUGGGAGUAUGGACAGCGUCCUGGUUGACAUGGAAGCAGAUGGAAUCGUAAGGACCGUAUUCGGAUGCCUCAUGGUCAUGAAAGCCAGUUUUGUGGCCUUGGCAAACCUGUCUGAAGAGAUAGGAAAAUUAAAGGUACAAUCAAACAUCGCAAAGGACAACAUGUCUUCUUACAGAACAACGUAUAUUGUGCAAUCUCUGGGUGCGUCGUCCCAGGGUCAAAAACAGUGCGUACGAGGAGUGGCAAAAAUGCUCCCGACUGCGGAUAUUACCAACAGGCCCUCAGGGGCAGAUCAGGAUGACAGUAAAGAACCAUGA